This is a messenger RNA of Drosophila melanogaster (fruit fly), 4814 nucleotides long. It is a transcript of the gene Fas1, whose product is annotated as fasciclin 1. The record is from RefSeq and is marked reviewed. The coding region runs from base 249 to 2234 and encodes 661 amino acids. Gene Ontology annotation, cellular component: plasma membrane. Lineage: Eukaryota; Metazoa; Arthropoda; Insecta; Diptera; Drosophilidae. The transcript is spliced from 14 exons.
CACUCGUUAUCGUCACCACACGCUCGGCUUAAACCUGUUCUCCGCUUUUCGUUUUAAUUCGAAAAAAACGUUCGAGCGUGGCGCACGUUGCGAUUCCUCCGACUGAUCUUAAUCGUAGAGCAGCACUCACACCAGCACACGCCCCCCGCAAAACAGCACACACAGCCACACUCACAAACGACGUACACUGCCAGCGCAUAAACAAGUGCUGUUGUGGUUGUUGUUGCUGCUGCUGCUCGUCCGCUAAAAUGCUGAACGCUGCAGCGCUGCUUUUGGCGCUGCUCUGCGCCGCGAACGCAGCCGCCGCCGCCGAUUUGGCGGACAAAUUGCGCGAUGAUUCGGAACUCUCUCAGUUCUACAGCCUGCUGGAGAGCAAUCAAAUUGCCAACUCAACGCUUUCGCUGCGCAGCUGCACGAUCUUUGUGCCCACCAAUGAAGCCUUCCAGCGCUACAAGAGCAAAACCGCCCAUGUGCUCUAUCACAUUACCACUGAGGCGUACACCCAGAAACGACUGCCGAAUACCGUGUCAUCGGACAUGGCCGGCAAUCCACCGCUGUACAUCACAAAGAACUCGAAUGGCGACAUCUUUGUGAACAAUGCCCGGAUCAUACCCUCGCUCAGUGUGGAGACAAACAGCGAUGGCAAGCGGCAGAUCAUGCACAUCAUCGACGAGGUACUGGAGCCGCUCACCGUCAAGGCUGGCCAUUCGGAUACCCCCAACAAUCCGAAUGCUCUCAAGUUCCUGAAGAACGCCGAGGAGUUCAACGUGGACAACAUCGGUGUGCGCACGUACCGCAGCCAGGUGACGAUGGCCAAGAAAGAGUCGGUCUAUGAUGCCGCCGGACAGCACACGUUCCUGGUUCCCGUCGAUGAAGGCUUCAAGCUCUCGGCUCGCAGCAGCCUCGUGGACGGCAAGGUCAUCGAUGGCCAUGUGAUACCAAACACUGUCAUCUUCACUGCCGCUGCCCAGCAUGACGAUCCCAAGGCUUCCGCCGCUUUUGAGGACUUACUCAAGGUCACCGUCAGUUUCUUCAAGCAGAAGAACGGCAAAAUGUACGUCAAGUCAAACACCAUUGUGGGUGAUGCCAAACACCGCGUGGGCGUGGUUCUGGCCGAAAUCGUGAAGGCGAACAUCCCAGUGAGCAACGGAGUAGUCCAUCUGAUCCACCGCCCGCUGAUGAUCAUCGAUACGACGGUCACCCAAUUCCUGCAGGAGAAUGCUGAGAACGGAGCUCUGCGCAAGUUCUACGAAGUUAUAAUGGACAAUGGUGGAGCAGUUCUGGACGACAUCAAUAGCCUGACAGAAGUGACCAUUUUGGCUCCCAGCAAUGAGGCUUGGAACUCCUCGAACAUCAACAAUGUUUUGCGAGAUCGGAAUAAGAUGAGGCAGAUCCUGAACAUGCAUAUCAUCAAGGACCGCUUAAAUGUGGACAAGAUCAGGCAGAAAAAUGCAAAUUUGAUUGCCCAGGUGCCCACUGUCAACAACAACACUUUCCUGUACUUCAACGUUCGCGGUGAGGGAUCGGAUACCGUGAUAACAGUUGAGGGAGGCGGCGUGAAUGCCACCGUUAUCCAGGCUGAUGUGGCCCAGACUAAUGGUUAUGUUCACAUCAUCGACCAUGUGCUGGGCGUGCCUUACACUACAGUUCUUGGCAAACUUGAAUCCGAUCCCAUGAUGAGUGACACCUAUAAGAUGGGAAAAUUCUCGCACUUUAAUGACCAGCUGAACAACACACAACGCCGCUUCACCUACUUUGUGCCCAGGGACAAGGGCUGGCAGAAGACCGAGCUGGAUUACCCAUCGGCUCACAAGAAGCUUUUUAUGGCCGACUUUUCCUAUCAUUCCAAGUCCAUUCUGGAGCGUCAUUUGGCUAUUUCGGAUAAGGAGUACACCAUGAAGGAUCUGGUUAAGUUUUCGCAAGAAUCGGGCAGCGUAAUCCUACCCACGUUCCGCGACUCUUUGAGUAUCCGCGUGGAGGAGGAAGCUGGACAUCUCCAUGAUGAGUAUGCUAGUCACGAAUGGACUGGCUAUGUGAUCAUUUGGAACUACAAGAAGAUCAACGUAUACCGGCCCGAUGUUGAGUGCACCAACGGAAUUAUCCACGUCAUCGACUACCCACUCCUGGAGGAAAAGGAUGUGGUCGUGGCCGGAGGUAGCUAUUUGCCAGAAUCAAGCAUUUGCAUCAUCUUGGCCAACCUCAUAAUGAUAACAGUAGCAAAGUUCUUGAACUAAAUGCAUCCGAUAUGUAAAAACAAAUCCAAUCCAAAGCAAAUGCAAAUCAAACACAACAACAACAGUCGUCUACAGAACAAGAACCAACAACACUCAGUAUCAGACUAACUUAACAUCCACAUGGAUCUAAAUAAUCAGCACCAGUUUGUUGAUACCGAUCGAAAACCACAAGCAACCCAAACAGUAUCUGUAAUAUAUACGUCACAAGGAACGAUCAUCAUUCCAACCCAACAUGCCCACGUCCACGCCAUCUACAUACCCACAUACACACACUCAGAAAAAAACGCAUGCAGAAAACUGCCUGCUAAAUUUGCUUUUGCAUCGACAGCUUCUCCCAAAAUAGCUGGCAAGAGAGACUAAGAUAAAGUCGAAGAAACCCCUAUGUUUAAGUAUUAAACUCGAUUUUCCCUCAAACGGCCUUAUGUAUAAUAUUGAAUAUGAAACUUUCUGUAAAACAUUUUAAUUUUAUGUUCGCCCUAUACUGGUAGCUUACGUUCAUCAGCUCGCUAUGUUUUAAGUUUAGACCCACACUGACAUUGGUAUCGUACCAUGUAACAACUGAUUGUGUUUAUGAUUUUAAGUGUACAUUUUUUGUGAAUUGCUUGUUUUAGUUAAUGGUCUAAUUUAUGAUUUAUGAAAUGAGUUAUCUUAAGUAGAAUGCGAAUCUCAUUGUACAUCUCGAAAACGAAGAAGCUAAGCAUAAGCAAUAAGCGCAUCACACACUCUCAUACUCGAGCGCCCACACAUUCCCCCUAUUCCUAUCCAUAAAUACAUACAACAUGUAACGAAACAAAGUCAUUGUAAGAUUUGAAAGUGUGAAAUUUGAUAAUAAACUGAAAGUUUUUCAUUUGAACCUUACUAUUAAGAGCGGCAGCAAUCUUGUCUCGAACCAAUCGCGUGACCCCUGUAGGCCUAGAACUAUAUCAGUGUCGGACAAGAAAUGUGCAACCAACAAACCCAAUUAUAUGAUAUGCCAUCCUGCACUUAGUUACUAGCCCCGCUAUGCAUGUGAACCCCCAGAAAAACCCAUUCGCCCACACACACCAGCCACUUGGAGCGAGAGUAGCCACUGCAACUAGGUUAGUCCAAUGUAUAAGUUCCGAAACUGCCGACAACUACGAAAACUAUACAGCAUACAUACAACUCCCUGUAAUCUAAAUCACUCACGGCACACAACUACAACUACAACUACAUGUCAUCAUUGAAUGGAUUUUGAUACCGAUUUUAACUUGCAUAUAAACAAAAACAAGAACUAGACAACGUGAAGAGAUUUUAAACAAAAUUCUCCCUCGGUCGAGCAGUUGCAUUUCAAACUUUGUACGUAGUUUAAAACUAGUUUUUAGUCCGACGUAGAACAACCCAAUUGCUAACUAUAUACCAACUUUCUUUCUAUUUCUCUCUGUCUCUCCCCCUAAUGCUAUGUACUUAUAGGUUAGACAUUGUAACUAUUGUAAUCAACCCAGUGCGUUAAACCCGAGUGUUAAGUCGAACAGUAACACAGAAUUGUACUAUCCCCAAAUGAAUAACUAUCAGCCUACCAGUACACUGUCUCAACUCUCACCACCACCACCACCCACUUAGGAACUCAGUCGAACUUGAACUCGAAAUCAAAGAUCCAGUUGUGGCAGUCGCUUCACGUAGUUGCUAAUUCCCAAUUCGAACCGAUCCUUUCCGAAAGUCUUAUCUUUAGUAUAGGUGGUUUAGUUUCAUUUGGAGCCGUGCAGUGCCGUAGCAGCUAAGUAAAAAUGUAUGAAAUGAAGAUGAACACGAGAUCGAAAUCGUACGGAAUGAUCAGAAAUCAGAAAUAAAUAAUGAAUACGCUAAUGAAUUGUACAAGUAAGCUUUAAAGAAUUGCUGGAGGAGCGCGGAUCGGAGAACUUAGAGGAGGGAGAACCGCAUUGCAAUCGCAUUGCAAUUUGUGUCGUAGUCAGUAGUUACACGUUAAGCGGCGUCUUAACGUGUAACUAGUGCCUUACUAAAGAUAAACGCAUUACCUUAACCUUUAUACAAAUUUACUCAAAACAUACUUGUACCCCAAGCAUACGUUCCGCUUCGAAUGAUACCCAGAUAUAUAUACGGAGUUACACCCCAAGAAUACAAGUAUAACUACAAAUGAUAUUGCGCCACACGCUAUUUACACCAAAUACACCAAACAAAUCGAGAAAUGCAUAUUUUUCAUAUAUUUAAUUGUCAGAAUAAUAUAACGUAUAUGUAAUAUGUAGUUUAUUUACUGUAAAACGCAAGAACCUAACAAGUGGAAUUUGAAUCACAUACAAUUGAUGUAUAUUAGCUAUUGAGUUUCUAAGCAAGCGUUAGACACUGAAAUAUAUGAUUCAAAUAUAUACAAUAUGCGAAACCAAGCAAACUAUGGAAAACUGGAGUGCAAAAGAAUAUUAUUCCAUUUUAUUUUACGACAAGCGCUUUUUACAAAUAAACCGAAUCCAUUUAAAUUACUCGUAAAGAACAGACAGAUUAUAUUUAGCAUUAGUUAAACUAAUUAUUACAUGUACUAGAAAACCGAAUGUCAACCGAGAAUCUUCAGCAAGCUUGAGCGAAUAAUAAAACUUUAAAACUAACUAU